Bipolaris oryzae ATCC 44560 is the source of this 963-nucleotide messenger RNA. RefSeq lists its product as uncharacterized. Lineage: Eukaryota; Fungi; Ascomycota; Dothideomycetes; Pleosporales; Pleosporaceae. The transcript has a single exon. The record is from RefSeq and is a predicted model, not a curated record. Bases 1 to 963 code for a protein of 320 amino acids.
AUGUCUCUAACCACUCUGCCUUCACUUCCUGAACCCGUUCUACACCUAAUUUGCAUCUAUCUCACGCCGGAUCGCCCCAGCGUCAACGACCCGGAAAAUGGCCAAUCACCUACACUUUACCGCCCAAUAAUCAGCCUUUCACUGACCGCGCAUGCCCUAAAUCGCAUCUCCUCAACCCACAUCGCGACAAAUAUGAGCCUGACAUGGGGCACUAUCCGUUGGGACCUCUUUCUCCGCACCGUGCUCGAAAACCCAGUCUACGCAUCCACCGUCAAGUACCUCAAACUCAGCGAGCUCAGCCUAGAUGAGCAAGAUUUGGUUAGACCAACAAAGUGGCAAGGCGGCACAGACGAUCUCACAGAAAUGUUCAAAGCACUAUCCGGAUUGCAAACGCUCUACUCGUCGCACUGCAGGCUACUCUACCCCGACUCCAUCAUCUAUCGCCUUACGUCUCAAAAAAUGCCGCUGUGGAAAACGCUCCAGGUCGUGCGAUUCGACCAUAUCAACGCCUGGGGUGAGGACCGCAUCGCGCAAUUGAACUUGCACCGCGAACGCACAAAAGAUAAUGAACACGGUGAACCGAGCAAGUACACGAUGGGAAACGGACUGCUUACUGGCUCUCUGGCGCGCUUGAGUAUCUUGGACUUUCACAAGAUACCCGAGGUCACUAAUGUGGUUGCUACUACACGCGAUUUUGAAGACGACGGGGAUACGGAGGGGGAUGCGGAUUGGGUUGAUGAGGAUGCGGAAAAGGAGGAGGGAGAGGAUUGGAGUGAUGAUGAUGAUGAUUAUGAGUAUGAGAGCGAGGAUAGCGAGUGGGAUUCGGAAGAUGACAGCGAUUAUGAGGAUGAUUGGGAGGCGGAGUAUGGGUUCAGUGUGCCUAGCGCUCAGCCUGUGAAGGAGGGGCUGCCGACGCCGGCCGUUGGCUUGUCUGCUCCAGGGAAGAGUUUGUUGGAUUUUUAA